Molecule: messenger RNA, 420 nt
Organism: Eublepharis macularius
Lineage: Eukaryota; Metazoa; Chordata; Lepidosauria; Squamata; Eublepharidae
Product: galectin-2-like
Exons: 4
Coding region: 1-420 (139 amino acids)
Molecular function (GO): laminin binding; carbohydrate binding
Source: RefSeq, a predicted model, not a curated record
AUGAUUGUGUACAAGGAGCACACAUCCAUGAAACUGAGCAUCACCAACAUGAAGAAGGCCCGUGUGGAUGAUUCAAUCCUUGUGCAGGGGAAGGUGGCACCAUGCGCUGAUGGCUUUGCCAUCAACCUGGGCCAUGAUAAUUCGAACUUGCUGAUUCAGUGUAACCCUCACUUUGGUGAAAGGGUGAUUGUGUACAACUCCAAGAAGGACGGCAACUGGGGUGAGGAAAUGCGGGAUCAUCACUUCCCGUUUGCACAGGGAGAAGACACCAAGCUCACUUUCACCCUAAACCACAAUGAGGUGACCGUGACUUAUCCCGAUGGCCAAGUGUUUGAUUUCAAAAGCCAAAUAAUUCCGGAUUUUGUCAAGUACAUCUCAGUGGAAGGAGACUUCGAGGUCCAAUCGAUCGACAUCCAAUGA